AAACAACAUUAACCCACUAAACAAAAAGUGUGUUCUCAAUCAAAAGCUGGAACAGGAAAAGCAUAAGAGUCUGAGACUGGAUCCUCAGAGGAAUGAUCAUCAUCAGCAGCACCACCAAAAACAGUAUCAUCAUCAAAACCAAAACCAAGUUCAAAAUUCAAGAUAUGUAGAAGAAGAAGAGGACCAAGACCAAUUAGAAAAACAACAACAACAAGAAGAAGCAGCCUUUCAUGGACACCCACUAUUAGAGAUACAAUAUCAGCCUCCACAACCACCCAAUAAACGCUCCUGCUUCCCAUCUUCAUCUUCAUUGGAGCAAAACGUCGAACAUGCGAGAUUGCCAGAGAAAAUGGGAGACACUCACCAGCAAAACCACCAAACAACAUCGUCGUCAAAAUUCGGGUUGAGAAACGCCGGUGGCGGCGAGAUCGUUGAAGUACAAGGAGGCCACAUUGUUCGGUCCACCGGACGCAAAGAUCGGCACAGCAAGGUCUGCACCGCAAAGGGUCCUAGAGACCGGCGUGUCCGAUUAUCUGCGCACACAGCAAUUCAGUUCUACGACGUCCAGGACCGUCUCGGCUUCGACCGACCCAGCAAAGCGGUCGAUUGGCUCAUCAAAAAGGCCAAGACCGCCAUUGACGAGCUCGCAGAACUACCCGCAUGGAACCCAACUACUGUGUCUGCUGAAAAGGAAAAUUUCGAAGCUAAAAAGCAACAGAUGGUCGAAAACGUCGCUGGUUCGUCUUCUUCAGGUAAGAGAUGUAGUAACAUUCAGAACCAGCAUCAACAGAUGCACAUGAGCGAGAAUGAGUCGAGCUUCUUGCCGCCGACAAUGGACUCCGACAUCAAGUCUUUCUUUCCAAUGGGUGCUUCGGCCGAGACCAAUUCGUCGGUGAUUCAGUUUCAGAACUUCCCACCACGCGAUUUGCUGUCGAGAACUAGCUGUCAGACCCAGGAUCUGAGGCUCUCGCUUCAAUCCUUCCAAGACCCAGUUCUUCUUCAUCACCACCAAUCGCAUCAGAGCUCUGCGCAUGAUCACCAAACCCAGCAAGCCCUUUUUUCAGGGCACACCCAGAUGGGGUUUGAUGGGUCGGGGUGGUCUGAGCACCAGCACGGAGAGCUCGGCCGAUUUUCAAGAAUGUUGGGUUGGAAUGGCGGUGGAGACACCGGCGGUGAUGGUGGAGGAGGUGGGUUUGUUUUCAGUGCGCCUCCGCCAACGCCGCCGUUGCUGCAGCCGUUGUUCGACCAGAACCAGCAGUUUGCUCAGAGGGGACCCCUUCAGUCCAGUAACUCACCUUCACUUCGUGCUUGGAUAGAUCCGUUUUCAAUUGCAGCCGGUGAUCAGCACCACCACCAUCAAGUGCUGCCGAUCCAUCCAUCAUCCAUGUCCGGCAUUGGAUUCACCUCAGGCGGUGGAUUCCCCGGAUUCCGAAUUCCGGCACGAAUUCAGGGUGAAGAAGAGGAGCACGACGGCCUUUCUGACAAGCCGUCCUCUGCUUCCUCUGAUUCUCGCCAUUGAAUGAGCUCUAGACUUGGAACUUUAUCCUUCUUGCAGGACUCCAAUAGGGUCAAUUGUCAUCAACAUGAAAAAUUAGCAAUUGGUGCUGUUGAAGCGCAUACAAAGCAAGCAAGGGAGGAGAUUUCAGUCACUUCAGUUCAAUGGCCACUCCGCGGGAAGAAGAAAUUAAUCUGACUGUAUUUAGGGUUUUUUCAGUCCCCGGUUUGCUUCUAUAUUAUUUAGUUUAUGUUCUUCUGCUUUGCUCCACAAGUGUGCUCAUGGAGCUCAACUUUGUUAUCCAUGAUGGAUUGAUUUGAUUUGAUUGCUCUUUUCAAGACUUGUAUGUCACAACUGUUUGCUGAACUUUGGUUUCUUGAGUUUGUACUAGUACUACUCUACUGGAGUAGUUUGUUGUGA
Cornus florida is the source of this 1915-nucleotide messenger RNA. Its product is annotated as transcription factor TCP4-like. Gene Ontology annotation, molecular function: sequence-specific DNA binding; DNA-binding transcription factor activity. Gene Ontology annotation, biological process: regulation of secondary shoot formation. The record is from RefSeq and is a predicted model, not a curated record. NCBI's taxonomy places the organism in Eukaryota, Viridiplantae, Streptophyta, Magnoliopsida, Cornales, Cornaceae. The transcript has 2 exons. Gene Ontology annotation, cellular component: nucleus. The coding region runs from base 350 to 1519 and encodes 389 amino acids.